GACCGCUCUAAGCUGUGAGCGCUCAUCUCUCCUCUCCUUCACCAGCGCGUCUUUUACUGUUGACAUAGAAACUUUAAAGAGGUGAGAGGCAAAACGUCAAAACGCUAACAAAUCACCGUCGACAGCGCGCGUCAACAAAUAAAAAAGGGGGGAAAGAAAAGAACCAUCAAGUCCGAGAAAAGCGGUGGAGCCGGGAGAAAGACGGAGCUAUGCCAUCUCCCGCCGAGGAGAGCCCAGUCCUCCUCUGUUGCGUGUCGGAGCUGCAGCAUGGUGUCUCUCUCUGGACUCUGGACCUACUGCCUCGCCCCCGGGAGACCUCAUCUCCUCUUCCUCACCGCCAGACCGCUCCUGCUGCUUCUUUUACUAGCCGCCUUCUCCUCCCCGGAGUCCUGCUUCCCGCACCCUCAACCUUGCCACAUCCUCGCCCGGAUAGGACACACCGUGCGCCUCGGUGCGCUCUUGCCGACCCGCCAGCCGGCACGGAUACAAAACGCGCUCAACCGCGCCCUGGCUAGCCUCCGGCACCAGAGCGGAGGGGCAGACUCCUCCACGACAGCCUCCCAAACACCUCCUCUGCUGCCCUACAACCUGAGCCUAGAGAUGGUGGCGCGAUCGCCCGCUGGAGGGGACCCGGAGUCGUUGUCCCGUAGCACCUGCCAGGACCUGGUGGUCAGGGGGGUGUCCGCUGUGCUUGCCUUUCCCCGCUCCAGGGAAGAGUUGAUCCAGGUGGAGUUUCUCUCCUCUUUCCUGGAGAUCCCCUUCAUCUCCAUCCUGGAGGAAACAGAACCCCUUGUGACUAAGAACCGAUUCCACCUGCAGAUGUCAGCCCGUGUGCCUCCAUCAACCCUAGGCAGCCUGCUGCUGGCGGUCCUGCAGGGGAGAGAAGGGGACAGGGACAGAGGAAGCCGGGGGGAAAGCAGCUGGGGAGGAGCAGCUGUGAUCUGCCCCGGGUGGGAGGAAGGGGGUGAAGGGUUGCUGUCUCACCUGCAGAUGCACAGUGGUUCUAACUGGCAUUUGUGGGAUAUCAUCAACAUGACCCUCAUCUCCGGGGGCGCGGAUAGAAGGGGGGAGACCAGGGAGGAGAAGAAAGAGGAUCAGAGGGAAGAGGAGGCUUUGAAGAUCCUCUCCACCCGUUUCCUGCGCUCCCCCUCUCCUAUCUCCUCCGUUCUCCUCCUGGGAUCUGAUCCCGAGUGCCUCUCCUCCAUCCUGCGGGCCGCUCAGCGCCUCGCUCCAUUACUACCAGCACUGCAGUGGAUCAUGGGAUAUCCCUUGUCUCCAGAUUCGCUCCACACUCUGGGAGGUCCCCUUGGACUGUUAGCCUACGGGGAGGUGGGCCGCAAGCCAAUCAGCUUCUACAUCCGGGAUGCUUUGCAGUUGAUCGGCCGCGCGUUCACUGCGGCGACCAUGGUGAGCCCGGACCUGGCGCUGAUUCCAAACGUGGUGAAUUGUUACGACAAACCAAACCAACAAGAGCUGCCCUCCUCAGGACAAUAUCUGGCCAGGUUCCUCUCCAACACUUCCUUCACCGGGGCCACAGGCCUGAUCCAGGUGGAUGCUGGCCUCUCUCGGGUCCUCACCUCCCAGCUGUUCCACGUGUGGAGCCUGAAGAGGGGUGCUCUUGGCCAGCCGGCCUGGGUGACUGUAGGCCAGUGGACCCGAGGCAGGCUGGAGCUAGAAGGGGGGAUCCUGGGACUGGUGGGAGGGUUUGGGAGCAGCCAGGGACAAGGUCUUGGAGCCGGGGUGAGGGGAGGGGACGGCCAGGGGGACAAUAACGCUGAAGGACGCUGGAGGCCGGGAGAAUCCGUUGAGGGACACCGCCUGCAGGUGGUGACACUGGUGGAACACCCGUUUGUCUUCACACGGGAGGUGGAUGAGGAUGGAUUGUGUCCAGCUGGUCAGCUCUGUCUGGAUCCCAGAACCAACCGGUCCGACUUAAUCCAGAGCCUCUUCAACCAGCUGCACAACCCAAACACUUCAGUUGCAGACUGGGAGGGGAAUGAACUACCGGAGGACCUGAGGAAGUGCUGCUACGGGUACUGCAUCGACUUGUUGGAGAAACUGGCCGAGGACAUGGGUUUCACCUUUGACCUUUACAUUGUGGGAGAUGGGAAGUACGGAGCGUUGAGCGGGGCAGGGCGCUGGACGGGGCUGGUCGGGGACCUGCGGAGCGGAACCGCUGACAUGGCUGUCACCUCUUUCUCUAUCAACUCUGCCCGGAGCAGGGUCAUCGAUUUCACCUCGCCCUUCUACUCCACCAGCCUGGGCAUUUUGGUUCGUAGCCGGGACACUGCAGCCCCCAUCGGAGCCUUCAUGUGGCCUCUCCACUGGUCCAUGUGGGUGGGUAUUUUUGUCACGCUGCAUCUCACCGCGCUCUUCCUCACCUUGUACGAGUGGAACAGCCCCUUCGGCAUGACUCCCCAUGGCAGGAACAGGCUGCGUGUGUUCUCCUACUCCUCCGCCCUCAAUCUCUGCUACGCCAUACUGUUUGGACGUACUGUCGCCACCAAGACUCCUAAAUGCUGGACCGGGCGCUUCCUGAUGAACCUUUGGGCAAUCUUCUGCUUACUGGUGCUGUCUAGCUACACCGCCAACCUAGCUGCGGUCAUGGUCGGGGAGAAGACCUUCGAGGAGGUCUCAGGAAUUCAUGAUGAUAAGCUGCACCAUCCAUCCCUGGGCUUCCGUUUUGGGACGGUGAGGGAGAGCAGCGCUGAGGAUUACAUGAAGAAGAGCUUCCCAGAGAUGCACGAGUACAUGAGACGCUUCAACCAGCCCACCACCCCAGAGGGCGUACAUAUGUUGAAGACAGAUCCUCCUGCCCUGGAUGCGUUCAUCAUGGACAAAGCCCUGUUGGACUUUGAGGUCUCUAUCGACGCGGAGUGCAAACUGCUCACUGUGGGGAAGCCUUUCGCUAUUGAAGGCUACGGUAUAGGCCUGCCCCAGGGCUCUCCCCUAACCCGUAAUGUGUCAGAGUUCGUGAGUCGCUACAAGUCUGACGGCUUCAUGGACAUGCUACAUGACAAAUGGUAUAAGGUUGUGCCCUGCGGGAAGCGAGUCUUUGCAGUCACUGAGACUCUACAGAUGGGGAUCCAGCAUUUUUCCGGCCUGUUUGUGCUGCUGUGUAUGGGGGUGGGUGGAGCCUUGCUGACCUUGGCAGGUGAACACACCUUCUAUCACCUGGUCAUCCCUCGCCUCCGGCGCACGCACACACUGCAGUACUGGCUGCACACCAGCCAGAAAAUCCACCGAGCCCUCCACACCACGUAUGAGGAUGUUGGAAAGGAGCUGACAGACCUCGACCAAAACCCCUCCUCUUGUAUCUCAGAGAACUGCACCCUACACAGGAAACAGCAUCAGCCUCCUCCCCCAUCCCCUCCCACAUCCCUCCCUGCUUCCACGACAGCUGGAGACACCUGCAACUCCUCACCAUCCCAUGAGCCCAAGGAGAAACGCGUGCACUUUGACCUGGAAACCCUCCACAGCUACCGCCUGCGCACACACACCGCCUCAGUGCGCGGCAGGCCUGGUAUGGUCGGCCGUCCUGGGCUCGGGUUAGGAGGGUGGGGGCUAGGCAGUUUUACCUCCCCUCCACAGAUUAGCCUCCAUGCUAACGGGGGCCCCGUUUGUUCACUGGCUUCCACAGGCUUGGUGCUCUCUCCCCUGGGUAGCAGGGCCGCUCAGACCAGCCUAUGGGAGGGGGAGCUCCACGACCUGCAGGGGAAGAUUGAGACGUUCCGCACCCAGCUGAGAGAGGCUCUGGCCAGGAGAGCAGAGAUCCAGAGCAGCCUGGAGAGAGAGAGGAGCGGACUUGUACGCAGGGAUACCAGUCUGGAGAGGGAAAGGGACAGACAGAGGAUACAAACUAUUAACACAGACAGAAGUAGCUCCACUCAGCCCAAACUCCCUGAGAGAGACAGGACCAGCCAACUGCAAACCCUGAAUAAUCAACAAACAGGGAGGGCUAACCAAUCAGGCGGUCCUGGGACUCUGGAGCACGGGAGAAGCAGCCAAUUAAACACAGUGAACAGUUUGGACAGAGGGAGAGCCAACCAGUUACGCUCUGUUAAUACUUUGACGGGAGAAAGGACUGUCCAUUCACGCACUUCCACCAGUUUGGAGCGAAGUCGAGUCAACCAGCCAGGGGCUGGAAACAUAACUGUCCAAUCGCGGAACACUUCUAGCUUGGACAGACAGAUGGCUAACCAAUCACGCACUCUGAACACUUUGGAGAGUACAAAAGCCAACCAAUCAAGUGUAAGCAGUGGGACUUGAUUGUCUUUCUGAAGCCUCUGGUGUGUAGGAUCACGGAAGGAGUAGUACAGUUGGUACUUACAUAGCCGUGGGAAGAUGGCUGUGUUGGAAUGGGUUAAGUUUAGGGGACGCUUGCUAAAAAAUGACAGUAUAUGUUAACUCACACCAUUACUUACUGCAAACUAAUAAUUUUCACACUCAGAAUUAUUUCCACUCUCGCUUAAAAUCACACCUAAAAAAACAUUAACCGCAAUUCAAGAUCUUGUAAAAUAACUAUAUUAUCCAUGAAAUCAUAAAUAAGCAAUGUAAUCUUUUGGAAUGAAAGCCAAUAUAAUUUCAGCCAAAUCUCAGUAUACUUUCAGAAGAACAAGAUCAGAAAAACUGGGAUUAGCCAUGGGAAUAUGGGUAAUCUGGCAAUGCUAAAACCACUGUGCUUAUUGAGGAGACCUGGGGUUCACAUGAGGAACCGUCAAUCACAGCUGUCUGACAAACACAAGACUAUCACCUGAAUGCAAAUAAGGCCUGUUACACAGAGGCCUACAAGCACACAGAGACAUCAGUGACAAGAGCACAGAAAAAUC
Molecule: messenger RNA, 4829 nt
Organism: Sander lucioperca (pikeperch)
Lineage: Eukaryota; Metazoa; Chordata; Actinopteri; Perciformes; Percidae
Gene: grin3ba
Product: glutamate receptor, ionotropic, N-methyl-D-aspartate 3Ba
Exons: 12
Coding region: 268-4269 (1333 amino acids)
Biological process (GO): ionotropic glutamate receptor signaling pathway; monoatomic ion transport; modulation of chemical synaptic transmission
Cellular component (GO): plasma membrane; postsynaptic membrane
Molecular function (GO): NMDA glutamate receptor activity; transmitter-gated monoatomic ion channel activity involved in regulation of postsynaptic membrane potential
Source: RefSeq, a predicted model, not a curated record